Ectocarpus siliculosus is the source of this 822-nucleotide messenger RNA. Lineage: Eukaryota; Phaeophyceae; Ectocarpales; Ectocarpaceae. The record is from the annotation of a GenBank genome assembly.
AUGGCAUCUACUGACGGCGAGGCACCUUCCAGACACCACCCUUCUGCUUUGCGCAACAGGGGCUUUAUUGCGGCGGAGCUUGGGAAGUGGCUCGGUGGAAGCACACAGGAUGCUCCCCACCUGCUGGAGGUUGCGUCUGGAACCGGGUGUCACGUGGAAGCCUUUGCUGGUCACUUGCCGGCAUUCUGGACGUAUCAGCCAACAGAGUACGAUCAGACGCGCAUUCCAGACAUCUUGGCUACCAUCGAAGAGGGGAAACACAGCAACAUACGCCCCCCGGUAGUACUGGACGUGUGCUCCGACCCAAGCACCUGGCCACGCCCAGCUGGAGGCGAGACUGCGGAAGGAGCCAGCAGAAGGCAGUGGGACGCUAUCGUGUGCAGCAACAUGAUUCAUAUCUCCCCACAGGAGUGCACGGGCGGUCUGCUAGGAGGAGCGGCGGCGGGGCUCAAGGUUGGUGGGCACCUCUUUAUCUACGGUCCGUUCGCGCUGAACGGCCUACUCAUCCCCGACAGCAACAAGAACUUUGACACGUCUCUCAAGGCUCGCAGCGGCGGGAGCUGGGGUAUCCGGGAUGCGGCGUGGGUGUGCGGCCUGGCGCACGACCAAGGGCUGGAGCUGACGGCCAUGACCCUCAUGCCGGCGAACAACUUCUUUGUCGUCUUCAAGAAGGUGCGGGAGGUGGCGGCGGCGGCGGCGGCGGAUGUCGAGGACAGAAAGGCUCGCGUGGCGGAGCUCGUGGCGGCAGUGGUAAUGCCUGCAAGGGAAGCGCUGGUGACGAAAGUUUCGGCUAAGUAGUUCGGGGAGGCACUUCAUGUCCCU